Molecule: messenger RNA, 2929 nt
Organism: Pipistrellus kuhlii (Kuhl's pipistrelle)
Lineage: Eukaryota; Metazoa; Chordata; Mammalia; Chiroptera; Vespertilionidae
Gene: ZCCHC3
Product: zinc finger CCHC-type containing 3
Exons: 1
Coding region: 209-1453 (414 amino acids)
Biological process (GO): defense response to virus; positive regulation of RIG-I signaling pathway; positive regulation of type I interferon production
Cellular component (GO): cytoplasm
Molecular function (GO): double-stranded DNA binding; zinc ion binding; RNA binding
Source: RefSeq, a predicted model, not a curated record
CGGCCGGAAGCGCGCGCAGCCGUUACCAGGGCCCGGAACCCGCGCGGCUGCCCGGCGCCGCACGUCCGUGCUUUUGGCGGGGCGGGGAAGCGCGGCGUCAAAUUUCAAAAAAAAAAAAAAAAAAAAAAAGCCUCCCAAACCCACCGCCCCGCGCGAUGGGCGCCCCGUGGCUGCGGGGGCGAGUGGAGGAUGCUGGGAAGUAGGUAACAUGGCCACCGGCGGCGGCCCCGAGGAGGAGAGGAAGCGGGGGCGCCCGCAGCUGCUGCCCGCCGCGCGCCCCGCGGCCCGCGCCGAGGAGCCGGCGGGCGGCCGCGGGAAGCUGGGCUGGGCGCAGGUGGUGAAGAACCUGGCCGCGAACAAGGGUGAGUUCCGCGAGUCGCGGCCGCCGCGGCGCGAGGAGGAGAGCGGCGGCGGCGGGGCGGGCGCGCUGGGCGCCCUCGCGGGCCUGGCGGCGCCGAGCCUCGGCGACUUCCCGCCGGCCAGCCGCGGGGACCCCAAGGGCCGGCGGAGGGAGCCGGCGGGCGAGGCGGCGGACCCCCGCAAGAAGAAAGGCGCCGCGGAGGCCGGCCGCCGGAAGAAGGCCGAGGGGGCGGCCAUGGCGACGCCGUCCAGGCUCGGCGCGGCCGCGGGCGCGGCGGAGGACCCCCCGCAGGACGCGCUGGGGGCGGCGGCGGCGGCGGCGGCGGGCUCGGCGGCCGGGGGCCCGGGCAAGGGCCGCUUUCUCGUGCGCAUCUGCUUCCAGGGCGACGAGAGCGCCUGCCCCACCCGGGACUUCGUGGUGGGCGCGCUCAUCCUGCGCUCCAUCGGCAUGGAGCCCGGCGACAUCUACGCCGUCAUCCAGAUCCCCGGCAGCCGCGAGUUCGACGUGAGCUUCCGCUCGGCCGAGAAGCUGGCGCUGUUCCUGCGCGUGUACGAGGAGAAGCGCCAGGAGGAGGACUGCUGGGACAACUUCGUGGUGCUGGGCCGCGGCAGGGCCAGCCUCAAGACGCUCUUCAUCCUCUUCCGCAACGAGACGGUGGACGUGGAGGACAUCGUCACCUGGCUCAAGCGCCACUGCGACGUGCUGGCCGUGCCCGUCAAGGUGACCGACCGCUUCGGCAUCUGGACCGGCGAGUACAAGUGCGAGAUCGAGCUGCGCCAGGGCGAGGGCGGCGUCCGCCACCUCCCGGGCGCCUUCUUCCUGGGCGCCGAGCGCGGCUACAGCUGGUACAAGGGGCAGCCCAAGACCUGCUUCAAGUGCGGCUCCCGGACCCACCUGAGCGGCAGCUGCACGCAGGACCGGUGCUUCCGGUGCGGGGAGGAGGGCCACCUGAGCCCCUACUGCCGCAAGGGCAUCGUGUGCAACCUCUGCGGCAAGCGGGGGCACGCCUUCGCGCAGUGCCCCAAAGCCGUGCACAACGCCGCCAAUGCCGCCGCGGCGCCCCCGCUGCCGCCCGGGGUGGCCGGGCACUGAGCAUGCCCGUCCGCCUGCCUGCCUGCCAGGGUGAAUCCAGAGCCAGUUUACCUACCCCCUCGUUAAGUGCCAAAACCUUUUUUGAAACCGUUUUCUAUCGUGUUUGAAAGAGACUUUUUAAAACAAGAGAUAUCUCUCUCUAUCUCUGCCUUGAACCGAGUUUACUCCAUGUCAGCCUUUUCCGAAUUGGUGACUGUCAUUCGUAAUGACUUACCGACAGCGGUUAGUGUGCAGCGAGGUCGCCAGUCCCUCUAUUGAAUUUUCUUGUCUUCGGUUUUUUUGUAAUUGGGGGACGGGAGGUUUGUACUUGUUCCUCCCUAUAUGCCUUGUCUUCUCCCCGAGUUUUCACCCUUUUGGGGGCUGCCUCGCUCAACUUGAUGGCCCAGCACUAUGUGCGGGGCCCAGCACGUGGUAGACACUGCGCUCCAUCCGUGUUUGUUGACUUGAAAACGUUUUUUGACUGUGACUUCUGUCAGGAUGUCUGGCUUGUGCAGCUCGUCCCCUCCUCCCCCUUACCAUUUGCUGCUUCUAAUCCGUGUGGUCUGAGAAUUUGUGAAAAACCAGUGUUGUUAGAAGUGUCUGUAACCUGAGUCAAUAAGCUCUGAACGUGGCCAAGGGUCUCUCUUUAUGGCAUUAAAAAAUACAUAGACUUUGCGACAGCUCUUUCGGUGGCUUAGAAGAGCCACAAAAGUAUGGAUUCUAGAAUGUUCCUGUCGGAAAGAACCUAAAAAUUGGUUUACACCAAUCCCCAGGUUUUCCAACAGUGAAACAGGCCCAGAGGUUAAAUGGGUCAAAAAUCACAUACUAUUAAUAGCUGUCUGGUGCCGGAGCCAGCCUAGAGUUCCCUGACCCCAAGGCCAGUGCUCAUUCCACUACCUCUCACACUUCACAACAUUUUCCUCAACACUUGAGGGCCCAGAAAGUCUGAUCUCUCCAGAACAAUGUGCCAUCUGGGCCAGAAAGCAGAAAAAGGAAGAUUCAGCAGGGGCUUCUGCAUACUGGGGAGACAUAAUCCAGGGCGCUCUGGUUCCCUUGGGGUAUCCCACCUGGAUUAAAGUGUGCCUGGUCCUUUGGGGGCCUCCCCCUUCCCCAUUUGCUGCCACCAGCGAGAAACGGGUGCUCCUGUGUAAGGAAACCUAGCCAAGGUUUACAUUUGCACCUUAGUCUCCAUAGUUAGGCAUUAGACACCCCAGAGAAGCAGCGAAUGGAGUUCAUCUGCAGACUCCUGACUCUCAGGAGAAAGGCUGUUUGAACCCAGAAUUAUGUGAGUUGUUAACUCUGAAAUGUACUUGUGAAAUAGGCCAUGCGAGAGAGCAUUGGGUCAACUGUUAUCAAGUUAAAGGAGAAUAGACAAUACACUACUUCGGGUUUUUGUCUUCCCUUUGCGUUAAGUUUUGCUAUUUCCUUGUGGCUUGGAAUGUAAAAUCCAUUGUUAAAAGUUUUGUUUGAAUAAAUAUUUAUCUUUUGUAUUGCUAA